AUGACCAAGUAUGAACCCGGGCAGGAGAGGCCGAGAAAGGCGGCGGCUGGGCCGGAGCUCCGUCUCCAGCAGCUCCGCCAGCGCCACCCGCGCCUCCCGCCACAGCUGCCCGUAGGUGCUGCCGCCGCCACGGACCGAGGGGGGAGGGAGAGAAAGAGAGGCCCGCCGUCAGGGGAGGCGCCUUCCUCCGCCCGGCCUGGCGCGAGGGGAGAGCGAGCGAGGCCGGAGGCGUCUGGGCUGCGGACGGGGAGGCCCGGCCCGGCCCGGCAGAGAGCCGCCCCGCCUACCCGAAGGGACAGGCGGCCCGGGGGCGGGCCAGAGACCCGGCGGGAUGUCAGGGGAGGCGCCUUCCUCCGCCCGGCCUGGCGCGAGGGGAGAGCGAGCGAGGCCGGAGGCGUCUGGGCUGCGGACGGGGAGGCCCGGCCCGGCCCGGCAGAGAGCCGCCCCGCCUACCCGAAGGGACAGGCGGCCCGGGGGCGGGCUCCUGCUAGCGAGAAACUUCCUGUUAUGUACCUAAUGGACUCCAUUGUCAAGAAUGUUGGAAGAGAGUAUCUUUCUGCGUUUACUAAAAACCUAGUUGCAACAUUUGUAAAUGUGUUUGAAAAGGCAGUUUCUCUUAAUGUUCAGCAAAAUACAUCCAGUAUGGCUUCAGUCCAGCCACCUUUGAAACCGCACGUUCCACCGCCACCUCACAUGCCAGUUAAACCUCUCCAUCAAGCUUGUCUGCCGCCUGAAAAAAACCACCUGUCUCCACUUCAUGAUGUCAAAAUGGCCAACAGAGAUCCUCGUCUCAAUAGGAUGAGUCAACAUCCUCCUCAUGCUAAAGAUCAAAGUCAUAGGAAGGAUUUUGCCAUGAGUCCAGCAAAUCAGCUUGACAAGUCAAGUAAAACUCUACAGGCUGAGAAACAUAACACCUCGAAGCAAGAAAAACUGAAGCAGGGGGACAAGAUGCAGAAGAAGGAGUUUGAGCAAUUGGAGGCAAAGUCUAAAUCAAAAUCUCCAUCUCCCUUGCAAAACAAGCUUCUUCACGCUAAAGAUACCAGAAACCAAGAGUGUGAGAACAUGAGAGCAUCUGAGAUGAGCAAAAGAGAUCCACGAUUGAAAAAACAUCUUCUGGACAAGCCUGAUGGUAAAGAUGAUGAUACAAAAGAAAAGAGAAGAAGCAUGGAGAGGAAAGAUAAAGAAGAACAUAGAUCUCUUGGAAGUAGAAGUAAAAUUAUUAAUGGUGUUGUCCAAAAGCAAGAUGCCAAUAUGGAAGAGUCAGAAAAACAGGGAGGAAAACAAGGAAGGUCAAGUAUUAGGAAAAGGUCACGUUCUCCUCGAUCUCGGUCACCAUCUUCCCAUUCCCCGAAACGAAGAGAUAGGAGAUCACCCAAACGAAGGCUGAGAAGCCUUUCUCCUUUGGGACCUAAAACUGGGAAGCUUCGACAGUUGGGGCCUAAGCCAUCCCACCCGGAAGAUUUUGGGCAAGGGUUGCGGGAUGAACGAGGCUCUAAUAAGAGGAGCCUCAAACAGGAGAUGAGGGAUUCAAGGAGGCCAAAGAAAAUACAUGAUGACCGGCCACAGGAAGGGAUGAGCCAGCACUCUUCAAGAGCAAGUUCGGAACCCAAAGAAAACGUGGAAAAUUGGCCCGGUUCCAAGUCAAGCAAAAGGUGGAAGUCCGGUUGGGAGGAAAAUAAAAAUCCUCAACCCGCUGAAGACCAUCAAGGAGCUUGCAAAUCACCUCAUCCAAGGCAUAGGGACACCUGGCCGAGUAGCAAAGGAGUGACAUCCCCUCGCACACCAAAGCAGCAACAUCGAUUAAGUGUGGAUGCUAACCUGCAGAUUCCCAAAGAAUUGACUGUGGCAAACAAGAGAGAUUUACUUAAGAAGGCAAAUGAGCGCAUGUCAUCUGGGGAAAUAACGCAAGACGAGUUCCUUAGUUUGGUUCACCAAAUUCGUCAGCUCUUCCAGUACCAAGAAGGAAAACACCGGUGUAAUGUGUGGGAUAGUCCCUCGGCGGAAAAAGGCAUUUUGAAGAAGAAGCCCCUCUUGUCCGAUGCCGAUUUAAUAUAUCACGAACAUAAAGCCAAGCUGAAAAGGACACAGGUUCAGCAUUCGUUUCCGAGACUCAACAUGUUGGAUCCUGAUGAAAUUUUAGACUACCACUUGAGCGAUGCGUUUCUUUCCGGAAUGGACUGUGAACAAACCAAAAACAAACAGUUUGGUGAACGAUCGAGGCGGCAUUCCCCCGUGGGUAGCAGUAGGCCGUACUCGGAUAGUUCAACGCAUGACAGUCGAAGAAGACACGACGAGCCCAGCUCUUCAAAAGGUGUUCGAGAAGAGCAAAGGUCUCCGUUUAGCGACCAUUACAAGAGACCGAGAUAUGAAGAUCCAGAGAAACCGUUUACUGAGAGUUCAGGAUCACGGUUUGGGGUCAUUGAUGGAAAGUCAAGAUUUGGUUCGCUGAUGGAGGAGAGAGCUCAUUUUGAGGGCUCGCCUAGACAUCCCGGUGCAAGGGCAGUCGGAGACGGACAAACAAGUCACUUUGAAGGGCCUGCUAAUACAAAUUCUAGAAUUGAAGGACCACCAGCACAGAGCAGUUUAAGGUUUGAGGGGGCCCUAGGUCAGCCUACAUCUCAAUUCGAUGCGCCUCCAGGACAGUCUGGAGGAAAGAGUUCUCUCAUGUUUGAUGGACCACCGGGGCAGAUGGGUGGUGGUCCCCUGAGGUUUGAAGGGCCUUCUGGGCAAGUUGGUGCAGGGUCUGCAAUACGUUUUGAAAGUCCUAUGGGGCAGCCAGGAGGAACUUUGAGGUUUGAGACACCCACAAGUCAAGCUAUGGGUGGCAUAAGGUUUGAAGGGCCUCAUGGUCAGCCGCCAGGUGGGAUGAGAUUUGAAGCACCUCACGGCCAGCCAUCUACUGGGAUGAGAUUUGAGGGACCACAUGGUCAACCAUCCUCUGGCAUGAGGUUCGAAGGGCCUCUUGAUCAGGCAUCGGGUGGGAUGCGGUUUGAAGGGCCUCAUGGACAGCCUUCAGGUGGGAUGAGGUUUGAGGGGCCCCAUGGCCAACCUUCAAGUGGAAUGAGAUUUGAAGGCCCUCAUGAUCAUUCUGUGAGACCUCAUGGUCCCCCAGUAGCCGGAAUGAGAUUUGACGGACCCCACAGUCAGCCUAUAGGGCCCCAUGGCCAACCUGGGGCUGGGCUACGAUUUGAAGGGCCACAUAUACAGCCAGUAGGGCCCCACGGUCAGCCAGGAGGUAAUUUACGGUUCGAAGCACCACACGGUCAGCCUCUAGGUCCACCUGGUCAGCCGGCAGGCGGUCUUAGAUUUGAGGGGCCACGUGGCCAACCAGGAGUAGGGCCUAGGUUUGAGGGGCCCCAUGGCCAGUCUGUGGGGCUACACGGACAGCCAGGGAUUGGUCCUAGAUUUGAGGGACCAGCAGGAGGUGGAGGCGGACUUAGGUUUGAAGGGCCUAUCAACCAAACUGGCCCCAGGUUUGAUGGCUGUCAGUCAAGAUUUGAUGGCCAGCCAUCACUUUUGCAAAGACUGGAUGGAUUGCAUGGACAGCCUGGUCCAAGGUUUGAAAUGGGACCUGCUCAGCAGACACCACCUCGGUUUGAUGGUCCACCUGGUCAGCCGAUACAGCCAAGAUUUGAUACGCCAAUACCUCCAAGGUUUGAAGAUCCUCAACACCAGCAGCAAGCGGCACGAUUUGAUAUUCCUCUUGGUCAAGGUCCGAGAAUGGAAAAUGUAGCAAAUCACCCCGCCUCAAGACUUGAAACACCCCCUUACGGACAAACCGGACCAUACAACGAACCUCCCAACCAGCCUUUCAGCGGGCCGUCACAAGGCAUGCAGUUUCAAAGACCAGAGCCAAUGUUCGAUUCUCCUCAAGGACCAAGCUUCAAUGGGCCACCUGUCUCCACAGCACAGACCUUUCCUAAUGCACUUAACAGGGCGCCUGGACAUUAUUACGACGACAAGAAUCUUCAGGGACCUCAGUAUGGCAACUUCAGUAAUAUGGCAGGAAACGUUCAGCAGCAGGUUCCUGUUAUAUCAGUAGGAUCUACUCAGCCUGUACCUUUCAGUCAAGGGCAGCCGCUCCUACCAGUUCAUGUUCAAAAUCCUGGUACCUUUGUCCAAAGUCAAGCAGGGAACGCCCCCCUUUCCUAUGCUGAUAAUCACCUGGGACAGCUUGAUGUGAACGAACUGUACUCAAAGCUGCUUUCAACAGGGAUCCUCAAAGUUUUAAAACCUGACUCUGCGUCCUCCCAAGCCAGUGAAGUUUCCAGCCAGCCAGCUCCAGAGGAGGAGGAGGAAGACCAAGACCAGAGCGAGGAUCAGGAUGUCCCAGACCUCACUAAUUUUGUAAUAGAAGAACUGAAACAGCGUCACGAUAGUGUCAUCAACCGGCUGUACACUGGCAUUCAGUGCUACUCUUGUGGGAUGAGAUUCACAACGUCACAGACGGACGUGUACGCCGACCACUUGGACUGGCACUAUCGGCAGAACCGCACAGAAAAGGACGUCAGCAAAGGACGUCGGAGGAAAGUCACUCACAGAAGAUGGUACUACAGCUUAACG
This is a messenger RNA of Gekko japonicus, 4563 nucleotides long. RefSeq names its product pre-mRNA cleavage complex 2 protein Pcf11-like. Gene Ontology annotation, molecular function: mRNA binding; RNA polymerase II complex binding. The record is from RefSeq and is a predicted model, not a curated record. Gene Ontology annotation, biological process: termination of RNA polymerase II transcription. NCBI's taxonomy places the organism in Eukaryota, Metazoa, Chordata, Lepidosauria, Squamata, Gekkonidae. Gene Ontology annotation, cellular component: cytoplasm; mRNA cleavage factor complex.